Molecule: messenger RNA, 1561 nt
Organism: Lingula anatina
Lineage: Eukaryota; Metazoa; Brachiopoda; Lingulata; Lingulida; Lingulidae
Product: inositol phosphoceramide mannosyltransferase 2-like
Source: RefSeq, a predicted model, not a curated record
GCUCUGGGAAUACGCCCUAAAAGUGCGUUCGCUGAAUUGGUUUUCUAAUAGGUUAUUACUGUAUGUUCCCAAGGCUGUCGCAAAACGCCUCUGCUCUGCUUCUACCCGCACCUCCAAUACAAAAAUUGCAGAAUCAUCCCCCAAGCGGACACAGAAAGGAAUUAGAGAAUGCCAAACUGCAUCAACGUUACCUCAUCACGCGCGUGCCGUACUGGUUGCGACAUUACGUAAGAAUGGGGUGCAGACCGUGAAAUGGCGGCUGUGUCAUUAUGCCAAAGGUAGAUGUUGUUGUUGUUGAUGACUUCAGGGAGGUCGAUAUUUUGUUUUUGAUGACGUAAGAGGUCAAUAUACAGUUUUAUCACAUAUUCUAUGGCAAUUAUAUAAUCAUUCGUGAUACUUAUUUAUAAUUUAUCAACACUUUGCAUUGUGAACCCGCAUUGAAAAAUGAACCAUAUGCUGAUUUAGAAUAAUGGCGGUGUUUCGAGGACACUUAGGGAGACGAGUUUUGGCAGUAAUUUUGGUUUGUUUAGUGAGCACAUAUCUUUGGACGUCACGGUGUUUGAAAUCAGUACAGAGUAUAAGUGAUGAGCAAAAUACGUAUCUUCAAAAUGCCUUGCCGAGCUCUUUGGACCCACAUAGACGGGCUGUGACUUCACAAAACAACUCCGGCAUUCAGACGUAUUCCCUGUCUAGCACUAGCACCCAAAGAUGGUUCAAAAAGAAAGUGCCCAAGAGACCAUUUUACUAUAUGAUUGAGUUGAACUUUUCUUGUCCUCCAGAUUCAAAUGAAAGUAAGUUGGCACAGUUACGAAAAGCGUCUCAAACUCGAGCCGCUGGCGUUCCAAUAAUCCCUAGGAUUAUACACCAAUCAUGGAGAAAUAAAGAUUUGCCAGUGCAAUUUGCCAAAUGGCAACAAAGUUGGAGAGCUUGUUUUCCUGACUGGGAAUUUAAAUUCUGGACGGACGAAGAUAACCGCGCUUUCAUCCACGCACACUACCCCUGGUUCUUAACGACAUAUGACAGUUAUUCGCACAAUAUCAAAAGGGCAGACGCUGCGCGUUACUUUUAUCUCUAUCAUUAUGGAGGGAUUUACGUGGAUCUAGAUUAUGAAUGCAUCAAACCGUUUGAACAUCUCAUUGUUAAAGACUUAAUAUUUGAAUCAACUGACAUACGGCUCGAGGGGAAUAUGUACCCACAUAAUCCAUACAUCCAAAACUCUCUUAUGAUUUCACGUUCACGGCACCCAUUCUGGAAACUGCUGUGGCAAGAUCUACUGACACACACUAAAAAGGCUUUGAAACCUGACUUAGCCACAGGUCCAAAAAGACUAAUGGCUGCCAUAAAAAAAUACACCAUGUACAACGAAGAUUAUUUAGUGUACCCUCCUUGCUACUUUAACCCUUUCCCUUGGGGACAGAAUCUAACACACUGCAAGACUCUCAACCGGAUGACGGAUCAAGAGGUGACUGCAUGCAAAGCCCAUUAUCCGCAUGCAUACACUAUAACAUUUCAUGCUCAGUCUUGGUUAGCUGGAAAGAAAAAUCUCAUUUUCACUGAUUAG